GUCAUAAAGGCGUAGUAACCAAGCAAGCAAAGUCAACAACAACAACAACUCAAAAAAUCAGCGCAAAGAGACAGCAAUGGGAUCAUUUCUCUCUUCCUUAGUCGGCGGCGACUCCGCCACCGCCUCACAGUCAUCAGAAUCAUCGGAGAACUCUUCCGUCAAGACUUUCCACUCAUCUGCUCGCUGGCAACUUCACUUCAACGAACUCAAAGAUUCUCCUCGUCUUGUGGUGAUUGAUUUCUCUGCUACAUGGUGUGGACCUUGUAAAAUGAUGGAACCGAUUCUUCAAGCUAUGGCUAAUGAAUUCACUGAUGUUGAAUUCAUCAAAAUUGAUGUUGAUGAAUUAUCGGAUGUGGCGCAGGAGUUUAAGGUGCAGGCUAUGCCAACGUUUCUGUUGUUGAAGAAUGGGAAAGAGGUUGACAAGGUUGUUGGAGCAAAGAAGGAUGAACUUAAAAACAAGGUUCAAAAGCACAAAGCUUAGUUAUAUUGAUCUAUCUUUUAUUUUAUUUUUCAAUGAUAAAGAAAAACUGGGUAUAAUCUUAUCAUGAUGAUGAUGGUGAUUAUAAAGUUGUAAAAUUUGAACUUGCUGGGUUGAUUCACCAAUAUGAUGUUGUUCAUUUGAUAAUUUAGCAAAAUUGAUGUAUUGAGUAAAAAACAGAAACAAAAUUGAUGUAUUUUGCAUGUUUAAUCAUAUGAUGGUACUGUGAAUGUGAUGUGGAAUUGUCAA
Molecule: messenger RNA, 727 nt
Organism: Medicago truncatula (barrel medic)
Lineage: Eukaryota; Viridiplantae; Streptophyta; Magnoliopsida; Fabales; Fabaceae
Product: thioredoxin H2
Exons: 3
Coding region: 77-481 (134 amino acids)
Molecular function (GO): protein-disulfide reductase activity
Source: RefSeq, a predicted model, not a curated record